AUGCUCUUCAACAGCAAGCCCCUCACUUUGGCCCUGGUGGCCAUGGUCACUCUCUCUAUCGCGGUUUCGGCUGCCCUCGACCCUAUCGAGAAGUACCUCGCUCAAGGCGGUCCCUCUUUCCAACCAUCGAAGGAAGCUUCUGGUAAGCUGGCUACCCCCGUCAAGUUGAGCAAGACCACUGCCCCUCCUCAGGCCAUCCGCAAGCUCGUUGGUGAUGAUAUACGCACCAACGUCGCUCGUAAAGCCUCGCCCUUCGAAGACUCCAAGAUCGCCGUGCCAGCGGGAGAACUCAAUGCUGGCAACAAAGCUCACUGCUACCUUGGUCACACGACUGCCAAUAUCAGGCGUAUCCGCUACAAGAUGUCAGUUCAGAUCGACAGGGAUGAGAGUGGUGCUGUUACCGUUGCUGAGGCUGACAGCGUCAAGGGUGCCGUGAUCAAGGCCACCUCGGGUCUGUACUCGAACAAGAACCCAGAUCAAGGCUCUUGUGCCAAGACUCUGGCUCGUCAUGGCGAGGUCUGUGCGAACCGACCUUACAUCGUGCCGGCGGCGCUUCUUCCCCAUGCUUCGACCAGCUCUGCUGCUGGUGCUGCUAAGCCCGAUACCGAUGCCAAUAAGCUCAACCCUGGUCAGCAGCAGUUGUUGCACGCUGGACCUUAUGUACAAAAGCGAUCUGCUGCCGGCGUUCAGCCUCUCGGUGAUUGGAGCAAGGUCGACGAAAGCGCCAACAUCGUCUUCAAGCGCGAUACCAAUGGCGUGCCUCCUUCUGCCCCUAGAUACAACAUCGACACAACCGCUUCCGGCGCUCACUCCCAGACCACUGGCCCAGCCGGAACGGUCUGCAUUGACACAGUAAAGCGCGACAAGCAAGUCACCAAAGUCAUCCCCACCAAAGCGAAGCCCGCCUCUCAUCAGCCCGGCACUUCUCUCCAAUUCGAGCUCGUCCGUAGCGAUGACAAAAAGGGUGUAUGGAACCAGAUCAUCUACGACACCCACGGCAACCCCAUCGACGUCACUCACCUCGAGAUUUCCUCCGUCAUGUCUUUCUGGCGUGCCGAGUACUACUGUGCCGAAUGCAAGCCUGGUCACAAGAAGCACACCGUGUACUACGAGGAUGUCGAGAUCGAAGUCGAUGAGGUUGACGAGCACGCUAGCACUCCUGAGGUGCAGUGCGAGGGUAUUGCCAAGUCGACCAACGUCCACAAGCGAGAAAAGAGCAGAUACCAGGACAAGAACAAGUCUGGUGUUGAGUACAAGGGCGCCGUUUACUCGAUUGACCGUGUGGCUCUGGGAAGCUUUGACAAGAACGGCAAGGGUGGCGGAUCGUACUCCGGAGAUGCUCGGAUCACACCCAUUUCGAGUGAGAUUCCCGCGAAGAAGGAUGGCAAGACUAUUCUUGAUUCUGCUGAGUCCAAGAAACAGACUAGCGCUGUUCCUGGGUCGAAGGACAAGAAGCCUGACACUGUCCUCAAGCGCGAGGUGUUCACUGAGGAGGAGGAUAAUCUCAUCUUCUAG
Messenger RNA from Ustilago hordei, 1515 nucleotides. RefSeq lists its product as uncharacterized. Lineage: Eukaryota; Fungi; Basidiomycota; Ustilaginomycetes; Ustilaginales; Ustilaginaceae. The coding region runs from base 1 to 1515 and encodes 504 amino acids. The record is from RefSeq and is a predicted model, not a curated record. The transcript has a single exon.